Staurois parvus is the source of this 1605-nucleotide messenger RNA. NCBI's taxonomy places the organism in Eukaryota, Metazoa, Chordata, Amphibia, Anura, Ranidae. The record is from the annotation of a GenBank genome assembly.
GCUUCCCUCUCGUUAGCACCUGUAAACAUUUUUAAAGCUGGAGCUGAUGAAGAAAAGGCAGAAACAGCCCGUUUAUCAUCUUUUGUUGGAGCUAUUGCUAUUGGAGACUUGGUGAAGAGUACACUGGGACCAAAAGGCAUGGAUAAGAUUCUUCUCAGCAGUGGUAGAGACAGCAGUGUUACUGUAACCAAUGAUGGGGCAACCAUUCUGAAGGCUAUUGGAAUUGACAAUCCUGCAGCCCAGGUGUUAGUUGACAUGUCUAAAGUACAGGAUGAUGAAGUAGGUGAUGGAACAACAUCAGUGACAGUAUUGGCUGCUGAGCUUCUUAGAGAAGCUGAAGUGUUGAUUGCCAAGAAGAUUCAUCCUCAGACUAUAAUAUCUGGAUGGAGACAAGCUACACAGGUUGCCAGAGAAGCCCUUCUGAAAGCAACAAUAGAUCAUGGUAAUGAUGAAGAGAAGUUUCGGGCCGAUCUUUUAAACAUUGCCAGGACAACCCUGUCUUCUAAGCUGCUCACUCACCACAAGGACCACUUUGCAAAACUGGCUGUGGAAGCUGUUUUGAGACUAAAAGGCUCUGGAAAUUUGGAAGCAAUUCAUGUCAUUAAGAAGCUGGGAGGAAGUUUAACCGAGUCUUACCUGGAUGAAGGUUUCUUGUUGGACAAAAAGAUUGGCGUGAACCAACCAAAACACAUUGAGAAUGCCAAAAUACUUAUUGCUAAUACAGGAAUGGAUACUGACAAGAUUAAGGUGUUUGGCUCAAGAGUGCGUGUAGACUCAACCGCUAAAGUGGCAGAGAUUGAGCUAGCAGAGAAAGAGAAGAUGAAAGAAAAGGUGGAUCGAAUUCUGAAGCAUGGAAUCAACUGUUUUAUCAACAGGCAACUAAUAUACAACUACCCUGAACAGUUGUUUGCAUCAGCUGGUGUUAUGGCUAUAGAACAUGCAGAUUUUGUGGGUGUGGAGCGUCUUGCACUUGUGACAGGUGGAGAGAUUGCUUCCACUUUUGAUCAUCCUGAGCUUGUAAAACUUGGAAGCUGUAAACUUAUUGAAGAAGUCAUGAUUGGCGAGGAUAAGCUCAUCCAUUUCUCAGGGGUUGCAAUGGGGGAAGCUUGUACCAUUGUUCUUCGUGGAGCAACACAGCAGAUUUUGGAUGAAGCAGAGAGAUCCUUACAUGAUGCUCUCUGUGUAUUGGCCCAGACUGUUAAGGAUACAAGAACAGUUUAUGGAGGAGGAUGUUCUGAAAUGUUGAUGGCCCAUGCAGUAACAGAAUUGGCCAACAGAACCCCUGGCAAAGAGUCUGUGGCUAUGGAGUCUUUUGCCAAAGCUCUCCGAAUGCUUCCAACUAUCAUAGCAGAUAAUGCUGGCUAUGACAGUGCUGACCUGGUGUCUCAGCUCAGAGCAGCUCACAGUGAAGGAAAGUUGACAUAUGGACUCGACAUGAAAAAUGGCACCAUUGGAGAUAUGGGGGAGCUGGGAAUAACUGAGAGCUUCCAGGUGAAAAGACAAGUUUUGCUGAGUGCUGCAGAAGCAGCUGAAGUUAUCCUGCGUGUGGACAAUAUUAUUAAAGCUGCACCAAGGAAACGUGUGCCUGACCAUCAUCCUUGCUAA